Messenger RNA from Protopolystoma xenopodis, 501 nucleotides. The record is from the annotation of a GenBank genome assembly. Lineage: Eukaryota; Metazoa; Platyhelminthes; Monogenea; Polystomatidea; Polystomatidae.
AUGAGCCUGAGUCACUUACACCACAAGAAUCGACCAGAGUAUACUCCAGGAUGUGCAAAUUUCCCAGAAUUCCCCCGGCUUCCUCAGUCGGUUCUGAAGGCAAUGUAUAUGACUGGUUUCUGGGCACAGUUUCCAUCCCUACUCGGUCUCCGCCGUCUCGGAGGCAGAGUUGCAACUGCUCAACAGAGGGAAGCAAAAAAAGCCUUGCGGGUGUUCGGUCUAAAGGACAGAGUCCGUCCGCCUCUGGUGAUUUGACCCCUCCCAGUCUUGACGCAAAGACUGCUUGUCUCACCCCCCCUCGUACGACGCCCCCAACGUCUCAUGUACCACUCGGCGAAUGCCCCCUCACCUCCUGUCAGCCCAAACCUCACGUGCUCACGUCUUCUGUCAACGCAGACUAGCAGAUGCUGCCGCAAAGACACACACAACCGCCCAGAGCCUCCGGCCCCAGAGCUCGACAAAGCGUAUGAUACACCUUUGCAGAGGCUGAGUUUACAAUGA